This is a messenger RNA of Nerophis lumbriciformis (worm pipefish), 6867 nucleotides long. The record is from RefSeq and is a predicted model, not a curated record. Lineage: Eukaryota; Metazoa; Chordata; Actinopteri; Syngnathiformes; Syngnathidae.
AUGAGUGUCAGAGAUGGCGAUGCCGCCGUAGCAUCGAGUGUAGGUGGGGUAAGGAGGGGAGCAGGUCUACUAACGAGCACGAACGAUAACAACGGACGCUCAUACCUGCUCCAGAUCUAUCCACGGCUCGCUGCUGAGUCAUCCACCUGCUGCAAUCUGAGAGUGAAGAAGGAUGCCACCGCAGCUUCUGUGAUCUCUGAUGCUGCCAAGGCACUGGGGCUGGACCCUGGCGGCCUGUAUGUACUGGCAGAGGUUAAGGAAUCUGGCGGGGAAGAGUGGGUGCUGGAGGCUGGAGAUCUUCCGGUGCAAAGGUUCUUGCUGUGGCCUCGGAAAGCCCAGGAGCAGCACCCGCGGAGCCUUGGUUUUUACUUCUUACUCCAGGAAAGAAACAACGACGGCUCUAUUCAUUAUGUCCACCUCCCACCCCUGUCCAAAGAGCAGGAGGCACAACAACUAGCUGCCAGGGGUUUCCUUCCGCCUCCUCAGGAUGACUUUGCGGAUCUCUGCAACCUCCCCAAACUCAAUGAAGACAGUAUCCUAAACAACCUGCGCACACGCUUCUACAAUAAAAAGAUCUACACCUACGCAGGCAGUAUACUCAUUGCCAUCAACCCAUUCAAAUUUUUGCCAAUCUACAACCCAAAGUAUGUCAAACUGUACGAAAACCACCAGUUGGGCAAACUGGAGCCACACAUCUUUGCUAUUGCGGACGUGGCUUAUUAUGCCAUGCUAAGGAAGAAGGUCAACCAGUGUAUUGUCAUCUCUGGAGAGAGCGGCUCAGGCAAGACACAAAGUACCAACUUUCUCAUCCAUUGUCUGACCGCACUCAGCCAGAAGGGUUAUGCUAGCGGUGUGGAGAGGACUAUACUUGGUGCAGGACCAGUCUUGGAGGCCUUUGGAAAUGCAAAGACAGCCCACAAUAACAACUCCAGCCGUUUUGGUAAAUUCAUCCAGGUCAAUUACCUUGAGACCGGAGUGGUAAGAGGUGCUGUGGUGGAGAAAUAUCUCUUGGAGAAGUCUCGUCUGGUCUCCAGAGAGAAGAACGAGAGGAACUAUCAUGUGUUUUACUACCUGUUGUUGGGAGCUUCUGCGGAGGAAAGGAAAGAAUUUAAGUUGUUGCCACCUGAAGACUACUUCUACCUUGAGCAGCAAAACUUUAAGAUAGAAGAUGAAGAGGACCUGCAUCAUGACUUUGAAAGACUACAGCAGGCCAUGGAGAUGGUUGGCUUCCUUCCUGCUACCAAGAAACAGAUUUUUUCUGUGCUUUCGGCCAUUUUGUAUCUUGGCAACGUGACCUACCAGAAGAAGUCAACAGGUCGAGAUGAGGGCUUAGAGGUGGGGCCACCAGAGGUCCUGGCCACUCUGUCUGACCUGUUGAAGGUGAAAGAGGAGCUGCUCGUCGAGGCGCUGACGAAGAGGAAAACGGUGACAGUCAAUGACAAGUUGAUCCUGCCCUAUAGCCACUCUGAGGCAAUCACAGCCAGAGAUUCAAUGGCAAAAUCUUUAUACAGCGCCUUAUUUGACUGGAUUGUCCUACGCAUUAAUCAUGCACUUCUUAACAAGAGAGACAUGGAAGAAUCGGUCCCACGCUUGUCAAUCGGUGUCCUGGACAUAUUUGGCUUUGAGGAUUUUGAGACCAACAGCUUUGAACAAUUUUGCAUCAACUAUGCAAAUGAGCAGCUACAGUAUUAUUUCAAUCAUCACAUAUUCAAUCUGGAGCAGGAGGAGUACCAAGCAGAGGGAAUCACUUGGCACAACAUUGACUACAUAGACAAUGUGGGCUGCAUCAAUCUCAUCAGCAAGAAGCCCACUGGCCUGCUUUACCUGCUGGAUGAGGAGAGCAACUUCCCUCAUGCCACGGAUGAGACCCUAUUAGCCAAAUUCAAGCAGCAGCAUCAGGGAAAUAAUUACUUUAUGUCCCCACCAAUCAUGGAGCCUGCUUUUGUCAUUCAACAUUUUGCUGGCAAAGUUAAAUAUCAAAUCAAGGAUUUCCGGGAAAAAAACACAGAUCAUAUGCGUCCGGACAUUGUGGCGUUAUUGCGGAGCAGUGACCGAGCGUACGUGCGUCAGCUCAUUGGCAUGGACCCUGUGGCCAUGUUUCGAUGGGGCAUCUUGCGUGCCACUAUCAGAGGCAUGGCUGCCUUUAACGAGGCCGGUCGUUCAUGGGCGGCCAAGACUGCAGGUGUUGUACGUCCAAUCUCCAGAACUCCUUUGGGAGAGAUUCAACGGGCCAAUGCUCCCAUAGAGCGACUUUACAAAAGAGCGUCUAUGCUCGAUUUCUACUUUGAUCUCUCAGAGGAGCGCCCUCUUGAGGCCUUUGAAGACAUCUUUGCUAGCUAUGAAAGUAAAAAAGACAUGCAUGCGCAGAUCAUCAGCUCCAUUAAGAACUUGCAGCUGGAUGGUGAGGACCCUCGCAAGUUGCUGCAGUCCUGGGGUCGUCUCCGCUUCCCUCGACAUGUCCUCCAGAAAAACAAGGGAACUAAACAGAAGCAGAUUAUCCCCAAGAACCUGUUGGAUUCUCGGUCCCUGAAAUUCAUUGUAAGCCUGACUCUACACGACCGGACCACCAAGUCGCUUCUCCAUCUGCACAAAAAGAAGAAGCCCCCAAGCAUCAGCGCCCAGUUCCAGACAUCGUUGACCAAACUCUUGGUAACUCUGAACAGAGCGGAGCCCUUCUUUAUUCGCUGUAUCCGAUCCAAUGCACAGAAGAAAGAGAUGUAUCUAGAUGAGGCCUUGGUUAUCCAGCAGCUCCGUUACACUGGGAUGCUGGAAACUGUUCGAAUUAGGAGGUCUGGCUAUGGAGCCAAAUACACAUUCCAGGAAUUCCUAGAGCAAUUCAGGGUUUUGUUACCAAAGGACUCCAUUGCUUCUAAUGAAGACAUUUCUGCUUUACUGAAUAAGAAGAUGUGCUUGGAUCCCACCACAUACCAGAUAGGCAAAACUAAGGUGUUUUUAAAAGAACUGGAGCGGCAACAACUGCAGGACACAUUGCACAAGGAUGUGAUGCGCAAAAUCAUCUUUCUGCAGCGCUGGUUCAGAGCUCGCCUACAGAGGAAAGAGUUUUUGGACAUGAGACAAUCAGCUGUCGUGAUUCAACGUUCAUGGCGCAGGUACUGCAAAGAAGAACAAAAGCGACGGGCUGCCAUUCUAAUCCAGGCUGUCUGGAAAGGCCACCGGCAAAGAUCAGCAUAUUGUCGCAAAAGACAAGGUGCCACAAAAAUACAAGCCCUGGUCAGAGGGCACUCGGCACGAAGGAGAUGCCACUCCCUGCGUGAGGAUCGACGCAGAAAGGAGGAAGAAAUAAAGAAAGCAGAAGAGGAAAGGAGGCGCCGGGAGGAAGAGGAGGAAAGGAGGGGACAGGAAGAAGAGGAAAUGAGGCUAAGAAUGGAGGCAGAGGAAAGAAGGAAAGCUGAAGAGGAGGAAAAAAGGAGGAGAAGAGAGGAGGAGGCAACCAUGAAAGCUAAAGCUGCGUUGGAAGCUACUGAGCUCAAACAAAGGGAGCAGGCAGAGAGGAAACCACCAAAGGAGCCCCAAACAAGAGAUGAUCCAGAUAUAGAACUGGUCACAGAGGAGAAGUUGUAUGACAGCCUGCCAGACCAGGAGCAAGGAGAGCACAAAGGGAAAGUUAUGUCAAUCUCCCACAAAGAGGAGGGACAGGGUAAGGAUGAGGAUGAAUCAGUGCUACUCCAAGCGCUACAAAGAGAGGAUGUACAACGACCUCUCAUGUCUAGUUUAGAGACCAAUGGUACUCUGGCUGAGGCUGGUUCUCAGCGAGAUGAAAAGGAAAAUGAUCCAAAACAUGGAUUGUUGUGUAUUGGGGACUCCUCCAAUGUUCUUGCACCUCCCACUUCUGGUUUGGAAAAGGCUUCCAGUACUACUUCUUCCUAUUCAGAACAUAAAUUAGUCCGUCCUUCAGCUAAGACUCAGGGAUCUAAAAGUCAGGAGAAGAGAGAGCAGAGGAGGCGGCGGGGGUUGGAGCACAACCAGAGAGAGACUUUACGAGCUGCCUCCAGCUCGUCCUCAGUGACAAGCAUGGCGCAAGGUUCUCCUCCAAAGGGCAAAACAUCUGAGACCUCAAAGCAAAGAGAGCGGGCCGACAACAAGGAGCUUGAUCAGUAUACCUUUGUUGCCUGGAAGAUGAAGGAAGAGAAAGGAGGAAAAAAGGAGCCCAAAUAUUCUUCGCAAUCCGGUGGGAUUGCUGUUCGUCCAACUACGUUGUCACUGCAACUGGCUGACUCUGUUCAUGAAAAAAAUCUGGUUGAUGGUGGAGCUUUGAGCCAGCACCGCAGCCAUGGAUCAAUCAAAGAUGAUCUGGAAAAGGGGAAGGGAAAACAAACUGGUGGAGACCAAGCUCCUUUAACUCACAACAGGGAGGAGAGAAGUCAAACACCCUCCUCCUCAAUUGACAGUCUUUCUCCAAGUUCUGAGGGUGCAGGUGCGCUCUUAACUAGAGAGAUGAUUUUGUCCCCUGAGAGCUACAAAGGAAGUUCCAUCAGGAGGAGAAACCAGGAAGACUCAACCACGCCAUCCACGCCAGACAGGUCAGGGGGUUUCUUUAGCAAGAUUUUGAAAAAGCGACCACACAAGGAGGCACACACUCCGGACAAUGGAGACUUGACACUUGCACAGGUUCUCAACGAAAAGCCACCAGCUGGAGAAGCAUCUGGACACUUGGCGAGACAUUUAUCACAGUCCCAAGGAGAACGUACCACGAAAAGUUUGGGACGUAAUCCAACCAUAAAGAUUAGCCGUGCCACACGUGUCUCUGAGCAGUGGAACACGUCCCUGGAUCGUGAGAUCACCAAUGCCAAUGAGUUGCGGCACCUUGAUGAGUUUCUGGGAAACCAGGUCAAUGAUUUCCGCUCAAGGGGAAAAUCACUGUCAGACACAGAGGGCAUCUUUGUAACGGCCACCAUGCAGUUCAGAGAGACAAUUAAGGCGAUGUAUUCUCUUCCUAAGCCAACAAUAGGCUACAAAGGUCUGAUGACAGGCUACCAGAACAAAGUGAUCCACCUGGCGGGUGACAAACAAAAAGGAGAAGUCCAGCUUGUGGUCAACCUGUUUCAGUCGGUGCUAGACGGCUUCAUUAGAGGAGAGAUGAAGAAAGAGGAAGCCGAGCCUGCCAAGCCCACGAAAGCAAGGAAAAAGCGACGGAAAAAAGAUAAAAGUAUGGAAAGCCACUUGGAUCACAUGUUCAUCAACUAUCAGGUUAACAUUAUGCAGUCAUGUGACCAGUGUACUUCUUACAUCUGGGGGAUGGAGAAAGCCUACAUGUGUAGCUAUUGUAAGAUGGUAUGCCACAAAAAGUGCCUGAGCAAAAUAACUACAGACUGUGCCACUUUCUGUGCCAAAAAGAGUGACGAGGAGUUUGGCGAUCAGCACUUUGGUGUGCACGUGUGCCACCUAGUGAGUGAGAAGAACCCUGUGCCCAUGGUCCUGGAGAUGAUGCUGGAGCACGUGGAGAUGCAGGGCCUCUACACCGAGGGCAUCUACCGAAAGUCUGGCUCAGCCAAUCGCAUGAAAGAACUGCACCAGCGACUGGAGAAUGACCCUCACCUAGUGUGCCUUGAAGAUUACCCAAUCCACACAGUUACAGGCUUGGUAAAACAGUGGCUCAGAGAGCUGCCAGACCCUCUCAUGACCUUCACACAUUAUAAUGAGUUCCUGCAUGCAGUAGAGCUUCCAGAUAAGCAGGAGCAACUUUAUGCCAUUUACAAAGUGCUGGAGGAGCUUCCAACAGCUAACUUCAACACACUGGAGAGGCUUGUCUUUCACCUCGUCAGGGUUUGUAAAGAGGAGACUAGCAACCGCAUGUCUCCUAACUCUUUGGCCAUUGUAUUUGCUCCAUGCAUACUGCGCUGUCCAGAUGGUGCUGACCCACUUCUAAGCAUGAAAGAUGUUGCCAAGACUACCACAUGUGUGGAGAUGCUGAUCAGUGAGCAGAUCAGACGAUACAAUGAAAAGAUGGAAGAAAUUGAGCAGCUGGAAUACGCAGAGGCUCUGGCUGUCAACCAGCUCAAACUCAAGAGACAGAAUACGCACUACUGGCAUUUACCUCUCAGGUUCUCAGCUCCUUACAAAGGAGUGGUGGUUCAUGAGAAGGUCAGUUCAGAUCUCAAAGCUGUUCCUGAGAACGAGCCACUGGACUCUGACUCGGAGGCUGAGAAGAACUUGGUUGAACGGAUAAAGUCCAUCAAACAGGAAAAGGAGGAUCUGGCCUGCCGAUUACCAGAGAUGGAGCAGCCCGGUUCAGACCAAGAGAACCUUGACUCUGAAGCGUCACUGAGCUCUGAAAGCCUCUUGGACGAGCAGCAGCGUUCUUUUGCUCAUAACUCUGAGCACGACGUUGGCUUUGGCCCUCAGCAGAGGAGAUGCAGGCCAGUGCAGAGACAAUCAUUUGGAUGUGCAUCUCUGCGAGAAAUCUCCCCUAGUGGCUCGUAUUCCUCUGUCUCCAGCUCAACCUCUACAAUGUCAGAACUCUCUAACGCUAGCUACAAACGCCCGUUACAACGCCGCAACCCUGUCAUCCCGGACACGGUUAAACUGCCUCCGGGUAUCCUCGACCAGCCAGUGAGCUCAGGUCCAAGGCGGGCCUCCUGCUCUCAUGGAAAGCGUGCUUUUCAAUGGUUGAGAAGAAAGGAGCAUCUGGGCCGUCGCAAAGACAGCACCCAGUCCCUCUACGUUGACUCCUCCGAGCAUGACCUGUAUACCCAUUUCGCAUCCUGCCCUUCUUUCCCUUCCUCUUCCUCCUCAUCCAUCUCCUCCGCAGCAGCGUGUCCUCCCUGCCAGUGCAAAGAGAGGCUAGCUUCGGAGGACUGUAGACGCUUUUCUGAUCCAAACAUACCUUACAUGGACGAUGAUGUCUGA